AUGAUCGACCGUGAGGCAAAGUCUACAACAAUGCAACCAGCCACUUUACAAGGCCGAGGAGACCCAGAGGGGUCUGCUGUGUUUUCCAAUUGUGCUGUAGAAGCAGAAACAUCUCGAGAGAAAUUGCGACAAGAAAGCGAGCACUACACACAGGCUGUCACUGUGCGGGUGUCAGCUCGACGGACUAAAACGACGACGAGAUGGUCUACAUCUAUGGCUGGUGGACGACACCGAAUGUCAAAAGUAGCAGAAAUUCAACGACCAAGGGGCUCUGUCGGAUUGGCAGUGACGCCACCUAAUUGUCCGAUCUCGAACGCCGCGCAAAACAUAACCUUCGACAUGUUGGAACUACAUUUUGAGAGGCCAUUGCAUGAAGCAGCCGAUAGCUUCUGUGUGUGCACGACUCUACUGAAAAAGAUAUGUCGACGGAAUGGUAUCAACAACUGGCCGUAUCGGAAGAUCUGCGGACUCCGCAAGAGCAUUGCAUCCAUGACCAAGCAAGUGAACUACCUCGAUGGAGACCAAAGACGCGCUUACGCAGCUCAAUUGUUACAACUCGAGUACAAGCUACAGGCAUAUCCACGCACAGGAAGCGAGCCCACGGAAGAGCUCUUCCAGAAAUUAGACGCAGAGGCGGCUGUUGCAGAGCAGCUCGUGAAGAAGACAAUCGAAACAAGCAACGAAGACGAGGAAAAAGAAGCGCAGGACUUUCGUUCGCGUGAGCUACUGCCAGAAAAUGCACCAGGGUUCUUAAUCGCUGCUACUCAUCACCGAGCACUUCCGUCUAUUGCGUCGAUACUACAGCACCAAAACUAUGACAGCCCGAGUCGUGUAGCAUCAACGCAGCGUGCGAGUACAACUGCACCUGAUGAUCGGUACUAUGAAAGGGAUGAACGUCAACAACCGCAAUGGCGAUACUUUCCUCCGACCAACGAUGAUGCCUCAUGA
This is a messenger RNA of Peronospora farinosa, 948 nucleotides long. The record is from the annotation of a GenBank genome assembly. Lineage: Eukaryota; Oomycota; Peronosporomycetes; Peronosporales; Peronosporaceae.